ACUUGGUAUCCUAUCAGAAAUUAGAAUCACGCAGGAAUAAAAAUAACAAUCACAAUCGUGAAUGAUUGUUUAGAGUUUUACUUUUAACACGUCGGUAUUCAUAUUGUAGUAUAUAAUUUGUACAUUAGUAUAUUAUUACAUAACUCAUAUAUAUAAUUCAAAAAAACAGUAUUUAAGAAUUUUGAAGUGAACAAAAAUGAGGUUUUUUAUAUUGAAAUCAGCUUCAAAUAGUAUUCGAAAGAGGCUUUUAUCUACCAAAAAUGUAAGGCCAGUUACCCAUUGCAUCUUUGAUAUGGACGGCUUGUUAUUAGACACAGAACUGGUGUACAAGAAAAUGAUUACACAACUGUGUGCCAAAUAUGGUCAUGAGUACACUGAAGAAUUGAUGUUGAAGGUGUUGGGAGGGACUGAGCAACGUUUAUCAGAGAUUCUCUGUAAAGAAUUAGAAUUACCAGUUUCGCCAAAAGAAUUCAGGGAUCAGAUAUUGGAGUUAGGGGAUACAAUGUUGGCAGGUGCACCAUUAAUGGAUGGUGCAGAAAGAUUAAUAAAACAUUUACACAGUACCAAGGUACCAUUUGCAUUGGCAACAUCAUCAAGCGAGAGAUCUGUAAAAACAAAAAUAGCUCAAUAUAAGGAAUUAUUCAGUUACUUCAGUCAUAUGGUAAUGGGCAGUACUGAUAAAGAUGUCAAGUAUGGGAAGCCCCAUCCAGAUAUAUUCUUGGUGGCAGCUGCUAGGUUUCCAGAUAAACCAGAUCCCAGUAAGUGCCUGGUCUUUGAAGAUUCACCACAUGGAGUUACUGCUGGUAAUGCCGCUGGCAUGCAAACGGUGAUGGUGCCAGAUCCACAUCUCGACAAAAGACUGACCACACAUGCUACAAUAGUUUUGCCAACAUUAGCAAAAUUUCAGCCUGAAAUAUUUGGACUACCCCCAUUUAAAUCAUAACAUUAGAUAAAAUUAUGUUAGAAAGUGAUCUACUAGUACAAUGUAGAUAUUAGAAAUGUAGAUAGUAAUAGUGUUAUAUGUCCAAUUAUGUUUUAUGGCUGUCUAGUCUUCCAUGUUUAAUAAUAACUUUAUAAGGUUGGCAACACUGCUGUGAUUCCUAUUCGAAAAAACUGCACAAUUUUUAAUAAGUACCUAGAAUUAUUCAUGAAAAAUUGUAAAACUUAACUUUUUCGUGGUCUUAAUGGACUUAGAAGGAAACGGGUAUAACAGAAGAAUUUAUGUUUACUAAUAAGUAAGAGAUGUUAACUCUAAGAGCGCUUUUGCACUACGUCCGAUCCGUACCUAUGAAUAUACGGUCCGGUGUAGUUGUAAAACUAUUUCUAACGAUAGCCAGAUCUAGUGCGUAAACUACCAUAGAAAUAGUUCUACAACUAAUUCGGACCGUGUCUUCAUGGGUACAGAUAGGAUGUAGUGCUCAAGCGCUCUGAAACAUGCAAGACAGACUGACAGAUUAGUUUCUUGUAUCUAACAUAUAUGAGGACUGUAAACAUUUUAUAUUAUAAAUUUAUAUCUUAGAUAAUUUAAACAUCUAGAAUCUAGAUAGAGCCUCUGGAUGUUAGGCAAUGCAUGACAACGGGAUAGGCCAGGUUUAUUACUUUAGUAUGCAUGUAAGCUACUUCUUACACUAGUGAUACAUCAGUGACAUUCUGUUUUAUGGUUAUAAAUACAACAAGCAUAUAUUUACAAAGUUUUAAAACCUCCACAAAGUGAUUAUGAAUAUGACCGUCACCACAGCAUAUAAGCUAAACCAGUACGGAAACUACAUAAAACACUUUGAAACAAAGCACGCUCACAGAGGCAAAUCUCAACAUGACGUUGCGAACAUCAUAGUGCUGUCACUCGCGCGAGCACUGAGUGUGCCAUGUUGAGACGUACAUGUGUGUAGUUUAAAUGGGUAUGUGUGUCACAUCCAACAUAUCGAAUCUUUUUUAGUACCAGUGGGAGUGGGGUUCCGGCUUGGUGGGCUUUCAUUAGCGGCUCUGUUUUCUGCUGUGAAACAGUGAUGUGCUGUAGCAAGUCAAGUAAUGUCUAUAGGUGUUCAGAAUUUGGGUUCCAACUGAUACCUCUGGCACUGCAUUGUAACGGCAGAGUGUAUCACUUACAUAAGCUGAAUAUCUUGCUGUAACAUCACUAUUUCUCAUUAAAAAAAAUCCUGACUGCUUUAGCUAAUAUAAUAUGGCACUGUGCCAUAAUAGUGAAGGGCUGGUUAUGUAUCCAUUGUGUUGUUGUCAUCACAUGAUAAAUUUUGCUGUGUAAUGUUACAUAUCACUGCAUUGAUGUGGCUCUACAUUAAUUAAAAUUGUGAACUAUACAAUGUGCAAACAAAUAAAAAUAUAUUAUUUAUUAUAAUGAUUUAAUGCAAUAAAAAACUAGACUUGUAUGUAUACAUUAAAUUAUAUAACAUAGCAUCCAUUCAAAUUAACACCUUAUUUUGUGGCACUAAUGUUCAAAGUCUAUAAUAUUUUGUUUUGGCAAUUGGAAUGUAAUUAUUUAGUAAAAUUAAUAAAAAUAUCAAGUUACAUUAUUUUGUUAAUUUCCUUUUUAAGUUUGGAUAUGCUGUUAUUUGGACAGUUCACUGAACAUUAUUUGUCAUUGUGUGGCAUUGUAUUCAGUGUGGUUGAAACACAACUAAAUGAAAACUCUGCCUAAUAGAUGAGUAGGCAGUGUUUAGGUUCGGAAUUCAGAGAUUUUUUGAGUGUAAUUGUGAGUCUAGUUGUUUAUUGUACUCCAAUGGUUUUGUCAUGAUUUUAAAUUUAUAUUUAUUGUUGAUAAUUAUUUGUAUAACAAGUUGAGAUGAAACGGAUAGCAGUUUGGCCGGAUACCGGAUAUUCGGCCAACCAUGUGGCCUAAGAGCCGAAUAUCCGGCGGAACUUAGCCGUUUGGUGUAUCGCACACACAAACACAGACUUGCGUAGGCGGCGCGCGAACUAUCGAGUAGACUCGGUUAGAUUUGGUUCUUUUCGUUAAUGAGCGAAGUUAGCAACCUCUCAAUGCAGAGAAAUUAGUAUUUAUCCACCAUAAUUUGCCUUUAGUGCAGUAUGAGUACUAAUUAAUUAAUUUUUUUCUAUUACAUUCAUUUACUAUAGUGUGAUUAAAAAUUUACAACUAAAACUAAUUAUAUUUCUUAACACGCUAAACGCCAUGGGGGUCACCGGUGACCUCACCCUUCCUCUUUCAUAGCGCCAUGGGGGUUACCGGUGACCUCAACGUUUAGUCAUAUUCAAACUACUUUUUCUCGCCGCCGGCCAUACUGACUGUUACUUUAUUCGUACUCCGUGACCGGCACGGCGCUGUAGAACUAUACUGCGCAGUGGGACAAACAUACCUUGUAAGGAAUUGAAAAAAUGAAAGAUAGCGAAAAAAGUAACCAAAAUAAAAAUUCAGGAUAUAUAAUUCAAAUUAGUCUUUAUUAUUUAAACGAAAAUUAGCAGUCUUUAUUUUUUAAUGAAAUACAAACAUAAAAAUCAGUUUUACUGAAAAAUAAAAUAAAGUUCUCAUUAGUAAGCAUAAUUACAAACAACCAUUAGAAAUAUAAAUAAUUAGCCAUAAUAUUUGACAAAACAUGCUGUAAAAGAUGAGAUAAGAAACCUUUUAUAGCAUCAACAUAUUAGCGAUGGACAUAAUUGAAACAUUUUAGACAAAAGUGAGGCUCCCCCUUACAUUGCACACAGUACGUACUCACUUUCUUAGCUUUAUUCUUAGCUACUUUACGACCAAAUUCCUGUACUGAAUCUUUAUAACAUUGCACGCAAAAACGACGCGUGUCUCUUACUUUUCCUUCCUUUAAUUUUAGAACAUGCUUGAGUCUUUUAGGUCUUUCAUUGAUAAUUAUUUCUUGGGAAUCUGCUGGCCGAGUCAAAUAAUUUAUGAGAGCCCUCCUAAAGUCGACAAUUGAAGAUUUGCUCUGCUUAUUUUCAUUGUACAUGACCCAAGCAUUUACAACUGCCGUAUUUAGAAGUAGUUCUAUUGCCAAUUUUCUAUACCAUUUUACGGUUUUCCGCAAUGGCGAAGAAUAGGCACCCAUCUGGUCACUCAUGUCUACAGACCCUUUCGAUUUAUUAUAAUCCAAAAUAACUUUUGGUUUACGAAUCUGUUUGCCUUUUUUCACCACCACAGCAAUUUUGUCGGAAUGCUUUGUCGACAGCAUAAGCACGUCCCUCUUAUCUUUCCAUUUAAGCACUGUUACUCCAUCUUCAUUCUCCAUAGCCAUUGUUUCACCUUUUUGCAGUUUCGAAUCAACAACAGUGCCAAUUAAAUGGGUUUGCUUCUCGAAUAACCGAUAAGCCAGUUGCAAGCUAGUGUACCAAUUAUCAGUUGCUAGCGUGUGUCCUUUGUCAAAUAUAUUUUCACAUAGUGCCAUCACCACAUUUGUUGGCGUAGUAUUUAUUGCGUCAAUGUUUUUCCCACUAUACAAAUUAAGUUUGCAAGUAUAUCCGGGAACAGUACAUAACUUAAAUAGCUUCAUGCCAUACUUGUGUCGCUUACUUUUAUUGUAUUGCCUGAAUAUUAUUCGACCUCUGAAAGGUACUUGGCUUUCAUCCACACAAACAUCUUCUUUAGGCGAAUAAUAUUUCUGGAAAGUAGCAUUGAGAGCAUCGAUUAAAGGUCUUAUUUUGGCAAUACGAUCGUUUCUGUCGACAGAUAAAUUGUCGCUAAAGUGUAGGUAUUGCAGUAGUAACUCGAAGCGGUUCCUACUCAUAACGGUGGCUGGAAAAGUUUGUCCAAGUAUCUUGUCUUUGCUCCAAUAAUAAGCUAAUUUCGGCAGCUUUACUACGCCCAUAAACAAGACCAGCCCAAGAAACUGUUUUAUUUCUGUCUUGUUUGUUGGCUUCCAUGAAUGAGACCUUGAUCCAGGCUUUGUUUGCCUGGCUGUGAUGUUUUGACUUGCGAACAAAUUUGUCUGCUCAGCAAUCAUUUCAAGAAUUUCUUCAGGCACCAAUAGAUCAUAAUACUGGUCAGGGCCAGCUUCUUUCAGCAAAUUAGAAUAUGGAGGUUUCAUACCCUCGAACUCGGUGAAAGGAAUCACUGAUGGCUGUAGUCUUUUUGGCCUCGACCAUUUUGAGGUAAUACGGUCAUUUUGCGAUAUAUUGGCGGCAACAAAAUUUUCAGCCGACUCACUGUCACUAUCACUAUCACUUGCGAUAACCAAACGUCUUUUCUUUUUCGGUAAUUGCAUGGAAUCACUAUCCGAUUCUACGAGAGCGUCAUUGUUUAUAGAAGCGAUCGAAAAAAAAAUUUCUAACGUGUUGAUUUGCUUCCAUUCAUCCUGCGUAAAUUCGAAGUCCUCCAUAGCUAAAUCCAUAUCUAACUAACUAUUCAAUAAGAAAAUGAUGACAGCUAAGAUAGUAGGAACGUAAUUGAUCUAGUAACACACGUUCUAUCACCGUAAGCGCGAGCGCACUACUGGUGUAGCGGGUGGCUGGCGGGGUGGCCGGCGCGGCCGGAAAAUAUAUUUUCUGUAUUUGUGCGCCAUGGGGUGCACCGGUGACCUCAGCUAUGUAUUUGACUGUAACUAUGUAACCCAUGUACAGAAUUGAAUAAAACUUAUUUUCUAUACGUAUCGUAACAUAAUAAACAAAUUACGACCAAAAGUAUUUUUACGAUUUUUAUUUUUUUCUAUCGGCGUUUAACGUGUUAAAUGAUACUAAAACUAACUAAAUAAAGCAAAUUAUUACUUAAAAAUAUAUUUUUUUUUGCAGAUUUUUUUUUAAUUCGGCCUGAUGCCUAUCCGGCCGAAUAGUUGGUAGUUAUCCGGUAUUCGGCCGGAUAGUAUUAAGGCCGCCGGAUAGGCCGGAUAGUUACCGGAUAUCCGUUUCAUCUCUAAUAAUAAGUCAUCAAAUGUAAAAUUAAACUAUAGUACCUACUGUACAACAUUGAACAAAGUAUUGUUAUAAGAAAAAUAAAAGGUAAAAUGUUAUGUAACACUAA
Molecule: messenger RNA, 5932 nt
Organism: Leptidea sinapis
Lineage: Eukaryota; Metazoa; Arthropoda; Insecta; Lepidoptera; Pieridae
Product: probable pseudouridine-5'-phosphatase
Exons: 4
Coding region: 197-943 (248 amino acids)
Molecular function (GO): phosphatase activity
Source: RefSeq, a predicted model, not a curated record